Messenger RNA from Ostertagia ostertagi, 1131 nucleotides. The record is from the annotation of a GenBank genome assembly. Lineage: Eukaryota; Metazoa; Nematoda; Chromadorea; Rhabditida; Trichostrongylidae.
AUGAGAAUCGCCUUGAUCCGGGACAGGGUGCACGACGUCGCAGAUAUGUUGAAACAGUACCUCAGGGAAUUGCCAGAACCGCUAAUGACAGCUAGACUCUCUGAAACUUUCGCCAAUAUUUUCAUCCAUGUACCUGAGAAUGAAAGAAUGCUGGCGCUUCAAUAUGCGAUUCUCCUGCUACCUGAUGAAAACCGCGAGGCUCUUCAGACGUUGUUGCUGUUCCUUAGUGAUGUGUCCAAGCAUGCGGAAUAUGCCUGCUCAAAAAACCUGUCGGUCUGCUUCACUCCCUCCCUGUUUCACCUGAGUGCUUCUCGCCUCGACAAAAUCACACCAACACGACGGCAUAAGACGAUUGGCGCUGCUGGAAUGCCGACGGAACGCGAAGAUGCGGGAAACAAAAGCUGCUCAACAAUGUCUUACUUUCUUGAUACAACAUUGCCGAAAUUACAAUCCGACAAUGACACACCUUUGCUCAAAGAACUCGGCUUGAACGGUCCACGAGCCUAUCUCAUCGACAAAGUCUUGGAUCUGGUUAAGGAGCAUUCCGAACGUUGGAAGGGUUGGAUGUUCGAAGGAACACAUGAAGAAGUGGAGAUCUCGUGCAAAGUACCAAAUGACUGCCAUCCGUUGAAAUUGUUUCGCGUGUGGAUAGAUGUGGCUGCUCCACCGAAACAAGUCAUGAAUCGGAUCAUGCGCGAAAGGAACGUGUGGGACACUUCAGUCGUAAAUUGGCGAAUAAUCGACGUUCUACACGUUCCGGACACGGAUCUCCACCAAUACGUGCUUAACGACACCAUCGGGCAUCCGACACGAGACUGUUUUGUCGCUCGGUUCCAUCGUGCAGAUCUUUCGGAGAUUCGUGGUGCAUGCGCCGUAGCUGAACGAAGUGUGCAUUGCAAUGAAACGCAAUUGCUAGGAGGCAUCUCAGCUGUGGUGCUGGAUAGCCGAUUCCUGAUCGAGCCAAAGGCUGGCCACUCACGAGUCACUUAUCUCUCCAGAGUUGAUCUCAGGGGUCGAGGUCCUUCGUGGUACAACAAGGUAUACGGCAACAUCAUCGCACGUCAGAUGAUUCGAUUACGCGACUCGUUCCAAUCGAGUUCUGAAAGUGUAGGUCCUGAGACUAAGGUCUGA